Molecule: messenger RNA, 852 nt
Organism: Monoraphidium neglectum
Lineage: Eukaryota; Viridiplantae; Chlorophyta; Chlorophyceae; Sphaeropleales; Selenastraceae
Exons: 7
Coding region: 1-852 (283 amino acids)
Biological process (GO): protein dephosphorylation
Cellular component (GO): nucleus; cytosol
Molecular function (GO): protein serine/threonine phosphatase activity; cation binding
Source: RefSeq, a predicted model, not a curated record
AUGUUCAGCAACGGAACUCUGACGCGCACGACCAGCCAUGUAUCCGACGCCAUAGUCAGCGGCGGUGACACGCGGGCUGACGGCAAAGUGAGCUGCGGCUUUGCGCUCUUGAGGGGCAAGCGCCCGCAGCAAGAGGACUAUGCAUUCACUCAGUGGAGCCAGAUCCCGGGGGCGCCGGCGGGGGAGCAAGUGGGGCUGUUUGGCGUAUUUGACGGCCACGGUGGCACAAACGCCGCCGACUACGUGCAUGGCCACCUUUUCAACAACCUCCUGCGCAAUGAAAACUUCGCGACCGACGCCCGCACCGCCAUAACUGAGGCCUUUGAGCAGACCGACUCGGAAUACCUCAAACAGCACGCCACAGCCACUAGAGAUGACGGGUGCACCGCCGUCACGGCUGUGCUGCUGGGCGAGCGGCUACUCGUGGCCAACGUUGGGGACUCGAGGGCGGUGCUGGCGCGAGGCGGCAAAGCCGUGCCCCUGAGCGUCGACCACAAGCCCAACCUGCGGGAGGAGCGCCUGCGCAUCGAGGACGCCGGCGGCGUGGUCGUGUGGGCCGGCACGUGGCGCGUCAGCGGCGUGCUCGCCGUCAGCCGCGCGUUUGGCGACCGGCCGCUCAAGCGCUACGUGAUCCCGACGCCGGACGUGCGCGAGGAGGCGCUCUCCUCUCGGGACGACAGCGUGAUCCUCGCGUCGGACGGCGUCUGGGACGUGCUGUCGAAUCAGGACGUCGUGACGCUGGUGCAGGGCAUCCCUGAUGCGCAGCGCGCGGUGCGGCGCGUGGUGGAGGAGGCCUACUCCCGCGGCAGCAUGGACAACAUCUCUGCCGUCGUGCUCAAGCUGCGGAUGUAG